AACAAAACAGGUUCCUCAAGAUUGAAAGCAAGCGUGUCUGCAAGCUCAUAGCAAAUAGCUAGCUAGCUAUCAAGCAAGCAAGCAAGCCCCGCGAUUCGAAGAGAGAUUGAAGGCGGUGAAUCUCUGCGCAUUGCGCGACCCAAUUCGAUUCGACGGCUCGGUUCGAGCUUCGCAUUCGCGCCUGGAUCUCGAGGGAUCGCUGGAGUGGAUGACGAUGCGGAUUCUGGGAAGUGGGCUGAUGCCUUGGUUGCACGGCAAGGUCGUCGAUCCCCUCCUCCAGAUCCUCCGCAAGGGUGCAGAACCAAAGCAGCUGGCGUUUUCUGCGGCUCUUGGGAUUACCCUCGGCGUGUUUCCAAUUUGUGGUGUCACGGUCUUUCUUUGUGGAGUGGCGAUUGCCUUGCUUGGAUCUCGAUGUCAUGCCCCCAGUGUGAUGCUGUUUAAUUUCAUGGCUACUCCUUUAGAAUUGAGUCUGGUGGUUCCAUUUCUGCGCUUUGGCGAGUUCAUAUCAGGGGGGCCUCAUUUUCCACUAACAUCUGAUGCCUUGAAGAAGGUGCUAAUGGGUCGUGCAUCUCGUGAAGUCUUACUGAGUAUAUGUCAUGCGUUAUUGGGAUGGCUUGUUGCUGCGCCUUUUAUUUUCGCCUUCCUCUGUGUAUUAUCUCUACCAUGUUUCAAGCUUUUGGUAAGCAAGUUCAAAUCCGGUUCGUCAAGCCCUAAAAAGACCGACCAUUCGCCAAAAGAUGUCAAGAUAAAGGUAAGAGAUGUCUGACAGCUGAUUACUCCUGCAACCCUUGUGUAUAUAAGACUAUUUUCAGCUUUGUAUAAUGCUCUGCGGUUGUCAUCUUUUAUGCUGGUGCUAAGGCGCCAUGUGGGUCAGAGAGUAACCUGUGAACGUUAUGAUCACAUUUAGAAAUCAAUCGGAAUCUCUACUGAAUAUGUCAUCCACUCGAAUGUGCAGUGGAUUCAAUGUAAUUUGUUCUUUCAUGGUUAUAUGAAACGCAUUCUGCCAUA
Messenger RNA from Syzygium oleosum, 1008 nucleotides. RefSeq lists its product as uncharacterized. The coding region runs from base 209 to 766 and encodes 185 amino acids. NCBI's taxonomy places the organism in Eukaryota, Viridiplantae, Streptophyta, Magnoliopsida, Myrtales, Myrtaceae. The record is from RefSeq and is a predicted model, not a curated record. The transcript has 5 exons. Gene Ontology annotation, cellular component: intracellular membrane-bounded organelle.